This is a messenger RNA of Aquila chrysaetos chrysaetos, 638 nucleotides long. RefSeq names its product family with sequence similarity 183 member A (gene CFAP144). The transcript is spliced from 4 exons. The record is from RefSeq and is a predicted model, not a curated record. NCBI's taxonomy places the organism in Eukaryota, Metazoa, Chordata, Aves, Accipitriformes, Accipitridae. Gene Ontology annotation, cellular component: ciliary base. The coding region runs from base 43 to 405 and encodes 120 amino acids.
GGCGUUGCCAGGCCACGGGACGCCGCGUGGCCCGGCGGAGCCAUGGCCGCCCGCAGCGGGGAGAGGGAGCCGCCGGACCCGGUGCGGCAGAACCAGCUGCUGUGCGAGCGGGUGCGGAAGGAGCUGCGGUGCCAGAGGCUGCACACGCAGUACGACGUGAACCCGCUCCACCGCGUUCACACGAUCACAAAGAAGCCCAUGUCUUGGCAUGAUAAUAUAGAAGAGCCGGCAGAUGCCAAGUUUCUGAAUCUUAUUCACCACGCAGCACUGGAGCCAACAAAGAAAUAUGCAGAGCCACAAACUGAAAGCCAAGAAAUUGGCUGGAACACAACACCUUUGAUUCACGUGGACCGUACUGACCGCAGACUCUACUUCCCACGACGGAGAACCGAGAUCACUAAAUAAAUGCCUGCCAUGGGGCACAGGGAGGAGCACUCUGAGAACCUGAAGUUGUAGAGUGGCCAAGCCACACAGCUUAGAAGCAGUUAAUGACAUCUAAUCUGUUAGGCCCUGCUUGUUAUUAGAUGAGUCUGGUACAUUUCUGGCAAGAGAAGAUAGCAAGGAAAGGGAAGAGAGAAACUCGGUCUGUCCAGAUUUGCAGCCUGGCAAUAGUUACAGAAAUAAACCUAUUUAUAAGA